AUGGCACUGAAAGCAACACACCUGCAAUGCCACUGCGGUGCCAUCCAUGAACCAGCAACACUUCUCCGAUCCGACACACUGCCCAUCACCAAUGAUUUCUGCCACUGCUCCAUGUGCCGUUUCUCCACGGGCAGCCUAGGAGCAUGGUUCGCCGGUCUCAAGGGACGGCCGAGCGAAAAGUCCCUGAGCAAUGCGAAGGCCUAUUCUGCGACUGAUGUCGCGGCAAGGUACUUCUGCAAGACAUGUGGAUGCAGUGUUUUUGUCCAUAUGCAGCAGGAAGACCGGUGGAUUGCAUGUGCUGGGAUUGUGGAGGUGGAGGGUGACGGGGAGGGGAAUGGGAAGCCUGGAGACAGGUAUGGCAAAGAGGAUCGAAACAUCUCGCACCCAAGGUACCACGAGUUCGUUGGAUCAGCGGUGGACGGCGGGCUUGCGCCGUAUUUGAGCAACCUAGCUGGGCGGGACGUUCCAUGCUACGACGGCGACCCAGCCGAUGGCGAAAAGCCACUCGACCCAGCCCGGGUGCAAUCCCUCCGCGACAACGCCGACAUCUCGACCUCAGCCCGCGACAGCAACAUCAAAGUCGCAUGUUUGUGCGGUGGUGUCGAGUUCAACAUCGCGCCGCCGCCGUACGACGAUUCCAGCACAGGAUGGUACGUGACUUCCGACAAAUCGAAAUACUACGCCCGCCUAUGCAACUGUCGAUCUUGUCGCUUGACGCUGGGCUUUACAUUCCAGCCCUGGACAUAUAUCCCGCCUAGCCAGCUGUUCGCAGCCCCAGGUGAGAGACUGAUCGUCGGACCUGAUGCAAAGUCCGCGAAGCAGAUCGAGAAGAUGCAGUAUUACCAGAGCUCGGAGUCGGUGCUCCGAGGGUUCUGCGAGACGUGUGGUGCGACGAUGCUGUAUCAGAGCUUCGACAGGCCGUACAUCAUUAAUGUCUGUGCGGGUGUGGUGAGGAGUAAAGUUGGGAAUGUCUUGGUUCGAGAGUGGUUGGAGUGGGAUCAUAAUGUGGUGAGCAAGAGGGAGGAGGCAGUGGAUGAGAUGAUGAUUGAGGCUUGGUUGAGGAACAAGUAG
Molecule: messenger RNA, 1071 nt
Organism: Exophiala bonariae
Lineage: Eukaryota; Fungi; Ascomycota; Eurotiomycetes; Chaetothyriales; Herpotrichiellaceae
Exons: 1
Coding region: 1-1071 (356 amino acids)
Molecular function (GO): carbon-sulfur lyase activity
Source: RefSeq, a predicted model, not a curated record